GCUGCCAUGAGUUCUUUAAAUGCAAGUUUUUCCAAGAAUAUCUCCAAUGUUCAUCCUGAAUACUUUUUCAUCAUUGGGCUCACAGGUAUAGGGUACAGCAGUUAUUACUAUAUAUUCUUAUUUGUCACUUAUUUUAUAACUGUAAUUGGGAAUACUGCAGUCAUUCUCAUUAUAGUUCUUGACCGGAGGCUGCACAGUGCAAAGUACAUUGGUAUGUUUAACUUGGCCUUGGCUGACUUUGGUGAAGCUAAUGCACUGAUUCCUAACAUGAUGAAGACUUUUCUGUUUGACUCGCAGUACAUCUAUUACAAUGCUUGUAUGGCCAAUAUGUUUUUUGUGUUCCUCUUUAGUACUAUGCAAAGUUUCACUCUUGUUGUUAUGGCGUAUGAUCGCUUAAUUGCAAUUUGUUUGCCAUUGAGAUAUCAUGCAAUUGUCAAUAAUUCCAAUAUGAUUUUAAUUUUCUCAGCAAUAUGGGCUUUUAAUUCUUCUGUGGUGGCCUUGAUGGUGUCUUUGAUUGACCGACUUUCAUUCUGUGAAUCCAAUAUGAUACAGAGUUAUUUUUGUGAUCAUGGACCAGUGUAUAGAUUGGCAUGUAGUGACAUUAGCAAAAAUAAGAUCAUGGCAUAUGUCAUCUCAGCUUUGUACAUUAUAGCACCAAUGGUCGUUAUUGUCUUUUCAUAUCUGGGCAUUUUUCUUGCUUUAAUCAAAAUCACAACUUGGGAAGGACGUUUAAAAGCAUUGAAGACCUGUGUGUCUCACCUGUUGUUAGUAGGAAUUUUUUUCCUCCCCUUGUUCUGCACAUACCUUGCACAGCUCUUGCUUUCUCUGAAUCCUAAUGCCAGAGUCAUCAGCACAUCUCUCUCAUAUGCAAUUCCACCAAUGCUUAAUCCGAUCAUUUAUGUUUUAAACACAGCUGAAAUCAAGGACCUAAUUCGAAAAAUGCUUAAAAACAGAUCUGCACCCAUCAGAGAGAACAUUUCCAAAUGA
Messenger RNA from Danio aesculapii, 987 nucleotides. RefSeq names its product odorant receptor, family 42, subfamily E, member 1 (gene or42e1). The coding region runs from base 7 to 987 and encodes 326 amino acids. Gene Ontology annotation, biological process: G protein-coupled receptor signaling pathway. The transcript has a single exon. The record is from RefSeq and is a predicted model, not a curated record. Gene Ontology annotation, molecular function: olfactory receptor activity; G protein-coupled receptor activity. Lineage: Eukaryota; Metazoa; Chordata; Actinopteri; Cypriniformes; Danionidae. Gene Ontology annotation, cellular component: membrane.